This is a messenger RNA of Spodoptera exigua (beet armyworm), 1356 nucleotides long. Lineage: Eukaryota; Metazoa; Arthropoda; Insecta; Lepidoptera; Noctuidae. The record is from the annotation of a GenBank genome assembly.
CUUUUGAAUUGUCUUUUUCAAUAUUCGUGAAAAAGCUCGUUGUAUCGUAUUGAGCGAUUUCGAGCAUUUUGCGUUUAACUAUUGUUAUAUUUUGUGAUAUUUGUUCGUCUAAUCUCAUAUUUUAGUUGUAAGAGCUAGUUGUUAUUAAAAAUAACGUCAAACCAAAGUGUUUCAGUUGUUAAUUAGUUGCAAAUCAUCGAAAUGGAGAGCAUGGAUGUAGCACAAGAAGGAACGUCAGCAGCGUCGACGCCCGCAGGGGAAAAUGGCCCUGAUAAGAAUGUUACGGCGGAAGAGAUGACUUCUAGGGACUACUACUUCGAUUCUUACGCACAUUUCGGCAUUCACGAAGAGAUGCUGAAAGACGAAGUCCGAACGCUCACAUACCGGAAUGCUAUGUACCACAAUAAGCAUUUGUUCAAGGGAAAAACGGUCUUGGACAUUGGUUGUGGUACGGGCAUCCUGUCCAUGUUUGCAGCUAAAGCUGGUGCAGCUAAAGUCAUUGCUAUUGAGUGCUCCAACAUUGUAGACCAUGCUCGCAAGAUCAUUGAGGCAAACAGGCUCAGUGAUGUCAUUGAGAUUGUUAAAGGAAAGGUUGAGGAGGUAGAGCUUCCUGUAGAAAAGGUUGACAUUAUCAUAUCGGAGUGGAUGGGCUACUGUCUCUUUUAUGAGAGUAUGCUGGACACUGUGCUGUAUGCUCGUGAUAAGUGGCUCGCGGCUGACGGCAUGCUCUUCCCAGACAGAUGCACACUGUUCAUCUGCGGUAUUGAGGACCGUCAAUACAAGGAUGAGAAGAUCAACUGGUGGGAUGAUGUGUACGGCUUUGACAUGUCUUCCAUCAGGAAAGUGGCCAUCUCUGAGCCGCUAGUGGACGUUGUUGAUGCUAAACAGGUGGUGACCAACUCUUGCUUAUUGAAAGAAAUAGACCUUUACACAGUCAAAAAGGAAGAUCUUAACUUCGAAUCCAAGUUCCACCUUCAGGUACGUCGUAACGACUUCAUCCAGGCUCUAGUGACAUUCUUUAACGUGGAGUUCACGAAGUCUCACAAGCGGCUCGGGUUCAGCACGGCGCCCGAGGCUCCCUACACGCACUGGAAGCAGACCGUCUUCUACUUCGACGAUUAUAUGACUGUAAAGAAAUUCGAAGAGAUCACAGGCACGUUUUCGAUGCAUCAGAACGCGAGGAACAACCGCGAUCUUGAUUUUGAGAUAGAAAUCGAUUUCAAAGGCGAACUGUGUCAAGUUCGAGAGAAGAACCACUACAGGAUGCGCUGAUCUAGCAGCAGGCCAUGGCGCUACAUGAAAACCAGCCUUCAUAAUUACCGGUACACUUCAUGAAUACAAGACUCCUUUACCACA